AUGAGGAUUCAACUGUGCCUGUUCGCUGCCCUGGCCUUUCUAGUAGUGGAGCUUCAUGCGGCAGCUUCGGAUGAGUCUUUCCCAGCCUGCACCAUUACAUGCGACAAGCAAUUAUUCUCCGACUGCUCGUUGAGCGGGAACAAAACAUGCUUCUGCGACAGUACUGCACGUUCCAACAAACUUUUGGACUGUGUUACAAGUAACUGCACGACAAUGGAGCUUUUUACCACUAAACGUUUGUAUGAAAAGACAUGUGACAUCACGCCGCUCAAAGGUCCGCCGAUGAUUAAUGGCUCAACUCUUGUGCCUAUGAUUCUGGCGACAUUUUUCUUCAUUGCCAGAAUCAUUGCUAAGGGAUGUGGUCUUGCUGGAGGAUGGGGAUGGGAUGACUACACCAUCAUCGUUUCAUACGUCCUUGGACUUGCGAUCUACAUCCUCAACAUCUACAUGAUCCGUUGUGGUUUUGGACAGAAUAUCUGGGAUAUCGUCCCCUCCGACACCAUCAGCAAGUUUUACCAAUACUUCCAGGCUCUUGCCGUGAUGUACAAGGUCCAGAUCUCUCUCGCCAAGAUUUCCGUCUGUCUGUUUUUACUUCGGAUCUUCCAAUCUCGCUAUUUCCGUUACAUCACAUACGCGCUCAUCGCUGUCAACGCGGCUAUCGGAAUUACCUGGGCAUUGGUCGACUCUUUCCGCUGCAUACCGACUCGUCUCACAUGGCUCGGCUGGAAAAACGAGGAGGCUGGGUAUUGCAUCAACUUUAUCGAUUCGAUUCUCGUCAACUGCCUGGCGAACAUUUUUGUUGAUACUGUUCUGAUCGUCUUACCUGUGUUUGAAGUCGCCAAGUUGCAGUUGCCUCUGCGCAAGAAGCUAACCGUAGCACUGAUGUUUGCUGUGGGAUCUGUUCUUACGAUCAUCGCCAUCAUCCGUGUCAUCGUCUUCUGGAAUAAUCGUUGGGGCUUCAACCAGACCGUCGGUUUAUACCCUCUCAUCUACUGGACCGUCAUCGAAUCACAAAUCUCAGUUAUGUGUGCUUGUCUGCCGGCAUUCAGAGCCCUUAUCGGCAGAUGGCUUCCGGGAUUCCUGGGUGGCACUUCACGCCGCACAUAUGCGACAGGAGGAGCGGAUUACUACCAUAGGUCUGGCGGGAACAGCAACAUCAACAAGUCUGUCACCUACGAGGUCAACUAUGGUCCACGAUCAGACACAAACAGUGAUGUGGAGCUGGUGGAUUUGGAUGGAAAGUAUCGGCGAUGA
Messenger RNA from Penicillium salamii, 1254 nucleotides. The record is from the annotation of a GenBank genome assembly. Lineage: Eukaryota; Fungi; Ascomycota; Eurotiomycetes; Eurotiales; Aspergillaceae.